This is a messenger RNA of Glycine soja, 1575 nucleotides long. RefSeq names its product serine carboxypeptidase-like 50. The record is from RefSeq and is a predicted model, not a curated record. The transcript has a single exon. The coding region runs from base 49 to 1404 and encodes 451 amino acids. Gene Ontology annotation, molecular function: serine-type carboxypeptidase activity. Gene Ontology annotation, biological process: proteolysis. Lineage: Eukaryota; Viridiplantae; Streptophyta; Magnoliopsida; Fabales; Fabaceae.
AAUUUAAUAUACAAGCUCUCACGGUCAAACACUACUCUGCACCAAUCCAUGGCAUCCAUCAUCUCUUUCACCCUUAAGACCCUUCUAUUCCUCUGCUUCUGUUCCUUUCACUUCCCACUCUCAACUUCAUCAGAAUCAAAUCCUUCAUUCCCCAAAGAAGCCCUCCCCAACAAACAUGGUUACCUUCCAAUAAGCCCCACUUCAACUUCUUCCAUUUUCUACGCUUUCUAUGAAGCCCAGAACUCAACUUUACCACUCUCACAAACCCCACUUCUCAUAUGGCUCCAAGGUGGCCCUGGCUGCUCCUCCAUGAUUGGAAACUUGUACGAACUUGGACCGUGGCGCGUCACGGAAUCACUCACCCUUCAACCCAACCCUGGUGCUUGGAAUAGAAUCUUUGGCCUUCUUUUUCUUGAUAGUCCCAUUGGAACUGGCUUCAGUGUGGCCUCAACGAGACAAGAAAUUCCAACUGAUCAAAACGGCGUUGCAAAACACCUUUUUGCUGCUAUAACAAGCUUUCUUCAGCUUGAUCCUGUUUUCAAGAAUCGCCCUAUUUAUAUUACUGGUGAAAGCUAUGCUGGGAAGUAUGUGCCUGCUAUUGGGUAUUACAUAUUGGAGAAAAAUGCAAACUUGAAGGUUUCUGAAAGAGUGAAUUUGGCUGGUGUGACUAUUGGGGAUGGCUUAACUGACCCUGAAACUCAAGUGGCUACUCAUGCUCUGAAUGCUUAUUAUGUUGGAUUGAUCAAUGAGAGGCAAAAGCAUGAGUUGGAGAACGCUCAAUUGGAAGCGGUUCGGUUGACUCAAAUGAGGAAUUGGAGUGAAGCAACUGAUGCAAGAAACAAAGUCUUGAGAAUGUUGCAAAACAUGACAGGGUUGGCUACUUUGUAUGACUAUACAAGGAAGGCUCCUUAUGAGGAUGAUUUGGUUGAAAAAUUCUUGAACAUUGCUGAGGUGAAGAAGGCCUUGGGGGUGAAUGAAUCGUUUGUGUAUGAGAUAUGCAGCGAUGUUGUUGGGGCUGCAUUGCAUGCUGAUGUGAUGAAGAGUGUGAAAUAUAUGGUGGAUUACUUGGUGAGAAGGAGCAAGGUGUUGUUAUAUCAAGGGCAACAUGAUUUGAGGGAUGGUGUGGUUCAAACAGAGGUUUGGGUGAAGACAAUGAAGUGGGAAGGGAUUGUGGAGUUUGUGAAUGCUGAAAGGAAGAUAUGGACAGUUAAUGGAGAGCUUGCAGGGUAUGUUCAAAAUUGGAAGUCUCUCACCAAUGUUGUGGUUUUGGGUGCUGGGCAUCUUUUGCCUACUGAUCAACCUCUUAAUUCUCAAGCAAUGAUAGAAGAUUGGGUUUUGGAAAGGGGAGUGUUUGAAAAUGCGCAUAAGAGACAUGUAUCAAGUGAGUCUGUAUUUGUUUUGUAAGGCCGAGAUUAAUCAUUGGUUAAAUGAAAUUUGUUAGUGUAAAGCUGUAUUCAUGGUUAAGGAAUCGAUGUGAAACUUGUAUUGUUAAGCACUUUGUGAGCAGGUUUAAUUUUUUUCUUUCGCAAAUUUGAUUUUAUUAUACAUGAUAAGGAAUUUUAUUUUUUUUCUGAA